AUGCGCCUUGAAGGUCGUGAGUCGCCUGGCUGGGAACAGACGCUUGAGGAGUACAUCAAAGCGGUUCAUGAUCACGAUUACAUGGAGCACCGCUCAAAGUCCAUCAGAGACCCUUUCCUUGCCACGGGGGAGUACAACGUAGACAACUACGUUCUCAAUUGCAACAUUAAUAGUUCUCUCGCCAACGAGAUAACGAGCCACGCUCAAUCCAUCAAGACGUGGGACACGGGCCUCGACGGACCCAGCGAACUGAUCACUGGCACACGCGGAAACAACGUCGCAAAGACAUGGUACCGAGGGUUCAAAGAGCGUAUUAUGAUUGCAGCUACCGGAGGCGCGUUCCUCGUUGGACCCAUGUGGAUCAUGGUGCUGAAGAAAGGGCUCUACACCUCACUUAUUACGACAACAGCCUUCGUUACUGCCUUUGGUAUACUAAUGGCUUACUUUCUCAAUGAGGCCAAGGAUGUCCUGGCUAGCACAGCCGCGUAUGCAGCCGUCCUAGUGGUUUUUGUUGGAACAAACAGCCCGUAG
Colletotrichum aenigma is the source of this 531-nucleotide messenger RNA. RefSeq lists its product as uncharacterized. The record is from RefSeq and is a predicted model, not a curated record. NCBI's taxonomy places the organism in Eukaryota, Fungi, Ascomycota, Sordariomycetes, Glomerellales, Glomerellaceae. Bases 1 to 531 code for a protein of 176 amino acids. The transcript has 2 exons.